GGGCAGUUUUGCCGAUCGCUUUUUAAAACGCCAGCAGCAAAUUUCUACGCAGGGGAUUCGCUGAACGUGGUGGAAGUCUUCGACCCCGUAGCCAACCACUGGGAGAAGUGCCAGCCAAUGACCACGGCACGCAGCCGGGUGGGCGUGGCCGUGCUGAAUGGACUCUUGUACGCCAUUGGGGGAUACGACGGGCAGUGGCGGCUGAGCACCGUGGAAGUCUACAACCCCGAGACGGAUUCCUGGUCCAGGGUGGGCAGCAUGAACAGCAAACGGAGUGCGAUGGGGACUGUGGUCCUGGACGGACAGAUCUACGUUUGUGGGGGCUACGACGGCACCUCCUCCCUGAAUUCGGUGGAGGCCUAUUCGCCUGAGACGGACAAGUGGACGGUGGGAACCCCAAUGAGCUCCAAUCGCAGCGCAGCCGGCGUCACGGUCUUCGAAGGCCGCAUCUUCGUCUCCGGCGGACAUGAUGGCUUGCAAAUCUUCAACAGCGUAAGUCUGUUCUGGGGCUGUGGUUUGUUUCUGGUCUGUCCCUAGCGACCAGGAGGGCCGCCAGAGUCUUUCAGGAAGAGAUUCGACAACCGUUUGUUGUCAUGGCCCCUAUCAUGGGAUAGGGCCUCCUACUCGAGCAGGGGGUUGGACUAGAUGACCUGCAAGGUCCCAUUCUGCUAUCCUGUUAAG
Pseudonaja textilis is the source of this 681-nucleotide messenger RNA. Lineage: Eukaryota; Metazoa; Chordata; Lepidosauria; Squamata; Elapidae. The record is from RefSeq and is a predicted model, not a curated record.